Dictyostelium discoideum AX4 is the source of this 531-nucleotide messenger RNA. RefSeq lists its product as hypothetical. The coding region runs from base 1 to 531 and encodes 176 amino acids. The transcript is spliced from 3 exons. The record is from RefSeq and is a predicted model, not a curated record. NCBI's taxonomy places the organism in Eukaryota, Evosea, Eumycetozoa, Dictyosteliales, Dictyosteliaceae.
AUGUAUGUAGCUCACAGCGGCCUAGAGCCACCAACGAUAACGUGGAUUGGGGUUCAAUUCCCUGUGCAAGCCUUAAUGAGUCCUGCACUCAUUUUUAAAUCAAUAAUAAUAAGUACAUUUAAAUCGGUUGAAUUAUGGAGCGUUAUUAUGGCUGUUAAAUUUUCUACAUUACCAGCAGCUCAAACUAUAACGGGUCAGGAGAUUGUUGCGAUUUCCCAACUAAAUGAAGAUGGACGAUUAGCCUUAAGGAAAGCAACGUUAGGCGAUAUAAUCGCAUUAGCGGGCGGUGGUGGUGGUAACGGAGGAUUACCAGACAUAGAGGAAGUUAUCCAGGGCGGUGUUGUGACCGCUGCAGAGAUUAAUGACAUUGUGAAAGACGUCUUUACAGCACCCAAAGGCCAGUUCAUUCAAGCUUACGGUAAUGGUGCACUAGGUCCUACAAUUCAGAACGCAACACUCAUAGCGUACAUGGAAGAUGGCGGCACACCUAUCAUUUUAAAUAUGAUGGCGGGUCCUGCUUCCGAUAGUUGA